Trichoderma virens Gv29-8 is the source of this 1695-nucleotide messenger RNA. RefSeq lists its product as uncharacterized. NCBI's taxonomy places the organism in Eukaryota, Fungi, Ascomycota, Sordariomycetes, Hypocreales, Hypocreaceae. The record is from RefSeq and is a predicted model, not a curated record. Gene Ontology annotation, molecular function: oxidoreductase activity; FAD binding. The coding region runs from base 1 to 1695 and encodes 564 amino acids. The transcript is spliced from 4 exons.
AUGAACUAUGCCGUCUCUAGGCGAGCACCGCUUUGUAAGAACAUUCCAGGCGAUGCGGGAUGGCCAGGUACACAGGCCUGGACUCAGUUGAACCGCACAGUGGGCGGUCGACUUAUAGCCACGGUUCCCUUGGCCGAAGUUUGUCAUGCGCCAACCUAUUCGGAGGCUGCGUGUGAUGACCUGCGGAAACAAUGGGGUUUAGCGGCUCUCGAUGCGAAAUAUCCGACAGAGUUCAUGUCGACCUGGUUUCAGAACAACACUUGUACUCCUCUCACAGACCCGUCGACGCCUUGUGUGCCUGGUGACCGCGCCGCUUACUCUAUCGAUGUGCGUUCUGCUAGCGACGCACUAGCUGGCUUGCAAUUUGCAAGUAAACACAACAUCCGACUAGUCAUCAAGAACUCGGGACAUGACGUCCACGGCAGAUCCACUGGCAAGGGUUCUCUAUUGCUGUGGGUUCAUAAUCUCAAGUCCAAGAAGUUCAUACCCUCAUACAAGUCUUCCUUCUACAAGGGGCCAGCUGUUCAGAUCGGAUCUGGAGUGUCUGGUUCAGAAGCUGCCUCGUUUACAUCAUCCUAUGGAUACCGCAUCGUGGCUGGUUCAUGCGGAACUGUCAAGCCUGCCGGCGGCUACACACAGGGUGGUGGCCACUCUUUGCUCUCGGGGAUCUAUGGGUUUGGUGCCGACAACGUGCUCGAAUGGGAAGUGGUAACUGCUAAUGGCCGCCAUCUGACCGCCACGCCUGUUCAAAACCCGGAUCUGUACUGGGCUCUCAGUGGUGGAGGUGGCGGAACCUUUGCCGUCGUCUUGUCCAUGACAGUUCGGGCAUUUCCUGACGCAGACGCGUCGAUUGCAAGCUUGAUUUUUAACGUCUCCAAAGCUGGUGGCGUCGACAAAUACUGGGAGGCUGUCCAGGUGUUCCAGGAGCAGCUCCAGCCACUGCUUGACGAUGGCGUAGUCGCCGAAUAUCUCAUCACCAACGACACAUUGACCAUGGGUCUUUUGAUUGCACCGGGCGUCAAAAACGAUUCGCUGGCCUCGUCCAUGCAACCUCUUGUUGAUGCCCUUACCAAAGUCUCGCCAACGCUGAAUAAAGACUCCAUGAGCUUUAGCGUAUCUUAUUGGAACCGCUACAUCGAGCUGUAUGAGACCGUUGUAGCGCCAGCGCUGGCUGCUGCAGUGUUUCCAUAUGCUUUCGCCGGUCGCUUUCUUCCACGCAAGAUUCUUCAGACCAAGUCGACGGAAUGGCAUCGAGCUCUCCGCGCUGCCUUGUCUGAUGGUCGUUAUUAUGGCAGCUUCGUGUCCUUGAACGUCCAGAACAAGAAUCGAAGCCGCCUGGCGCCUCCAGUUGCAGCCAAUGCUGUGCAACCAAACUUCCAUACGGCGUUUAGUUCCAUUGUCAUCAACCCUACCGGGACCGAAAACCUAGACUGGCCCAGCGCGGAGGCGUUGCAGAACGAGAUACAAAACAAGAUCAUGCCCAUCCUGGAGAAAGUAGCGCCAGACGCUGGAGCCUAUAAAAACGAGGCGAACUGGGCGCAAAAGAACUUUCAACAGGCAUUUUAUGACGGAACGUAUCCGAAGCUGAGUAAAAUCAAGAAGAAGUGGGAUCCUGAGGGCAUCUUUUAUGGGAUAACGAAUGUUGGGAGUGAGAAAUGGGCGACUGACGCUGCCGGAAGGCUUUGUCCUAUUUGA